AUGGGAGAUGGGUUGGCAAGAAAUCAGUUCACCUUGCUUGAUGUGUUGCGUAUACUGUCGGGGCUGAUUUUGUUCAAUGCGCUCCUAUCAUAUACGUUCACCUCCUCCACGAUGUGGGGAUACGAAGGCAGAUAUGUGAACACAAACUAUAUUCGCCAUGUUUUAAAAGGGUCACCUCAAACAAAAUUUACGCCAAAGACACUUCUGGAGACAACUCAGCAAACAGGACAGUUGCUAUUAUCGAUUGACAGGAAGGUGUUCGAUGUUAGCAGUAACCCUGAGAUGUAUGAUCCGCAAAGCGUCUCAGCGAGAUAUUCUACAUUUGUUGGCCAGGAUUGUACUCGAAUGUUUGUCAAUGGUUGUUUUAAUGAGACAAGUCAAUGUACUUGGGAUUUGAGAAAUAUGGGAUUUGAAGAGGACUGGGUUACACAAAGAGUGGAAAGUUGGCUCAAGUUCUAUACUGAAAAUCCUCAUUACUGGCAGGUGGGCUACCUCGACGUUGGAGAAUUGGAAACACAUGAUAUACCUGAACAAUGCCUAACAGGUGUCAGUUUUCCUUUUUGA
Molecule: messenger RNA, 564 nt
Organism: Pichia membranifaciens NRRL Y-2026
Lineage: Eukaryota; Fungi; Ascomycota; Pichiomycetes; Pichiales; Pichiaceae
Exons: 1
Coding region: 1-564 (187 amino acids)
Cellular component (GO): endomembrane system; membrane
Source: RefSeq, a predicted model, not a curated record